Molecule: messenger RNA, 2334 nt
Organism: Spirodela intermedia
Lineage: Eukaryota; Viridiplantae; Streptophyta; Magnoliopsida; Alismatales; Araceae
Source: the annotation of a GenBank genome assembly
AUGGCGGCCCCCCCCCUCUUUCUCAUCCUACCUGCUCUGAUCCUCCCCUUUCUGACCCAAACCCUCGUCGGAGCAGCGGACGCUGCCGCUUCAACGCAGCAGAAGACGUACAUUGUCCGUGUGGACCACCGCUCGAAGCCUUCCAUCUUCCCCAGCCAUGCCGACUGGUACGCCGCGUCCUUCCUCUCCGACCCCCUCCACCUGGUCCAUGUCUACAGCACCGUGUUCCAUGGCUUCUCCGCGGUCCUCUCCCCCGACCGUGCCGCCGACGUCGCCCGCCAUCCCUCCGUCCUUGCCGUCCUGGAGGACCGCCGCCGCCGCCUCCACACCACCCGCUCCCCGCAGUUCAUCGGCCUUCGCAACCAGGUGGGCCUCUGGUCGGACUCCGACUACGGCUCCGACGUCAUCGUCGGCGUCCUCGACACGGGGGUCUGGCCGGAGCGCCGAUCGUUCUCCGAUCUAAACCUCGCCCCCAUACCCUCUCGCUGGAAGGGGGUCUGCGAAUCUGGGGCCAGCUUCUCUCCCUCCGACUGCAACAACAAGCUCAUCGGCGCGCGGUCCUUCUCCAAGGGCCACGACGCGGCGUCUGUCAUUGGCGGAGGGCCGGUGAUCAACGAGACCGUCGAAUACCGCUCGCCGAGGGAUGCUGAUGGGCACGGCACCCACACUGCCUCCACUGCCGCCGGCCGCCACACCUUCGAGGCCAGCAUGGCCGGAUACGCCGCCGGGAUCGCCAAGGGGGUCGCCCCAAAGGCCAGGCUUGCUGUCUACAAGGUAUGCUGGAGAGGUUCCGGGUGUCUGGAUUCGGACAUACUCGCCGGUUUCGACAGCGCGGUGGCGGAUGGCGUGGACGUGAUCUCCGUCUCCAUCGGCGGCGGCGACGGCGUGGGAUCUCCCUACUAUCUCGACCCCAUCGCCAUCGGAUCGUACGGCGCCGUCUCCAGGGGGGUGUUCGUCUCUUCUUCCGCCGGGAAUGACGGGCCGACGAGUAUGUCCGUGACCAACCUCGCUCCAUGGCUUACGACGGUGGGGGCCGGCACCAUCGACCGGACCUUCCCGGCCGACGUCGUCCUGGGCGACGGCCGGAAGAUUGCCGGCGUCUCGCUCUACUCCGGCGAUCCCCUCGGCGACAAGAUGCUCCCUUUGGUCUACCCCGGAAAAUCAGGUGGCCUCUCGGCGUCCCUCUGCAUGGAGAACUCCCUCGACCCCCAGCUCGUGAAGGGGGCCAUCGUCAUCUGCGAGCGUGGCAGCAGCCCGCGUGUGGCCAAGGGGCAGGUGGUGAGGGAGGCCGGCGGCGUCGGGAUGAUCCUCGCCAACGGGAUCGCCAAUGGCGAGGGCCUCGUCGGCGACGCGCAUGUGCUCCCGGCGUGCGCCGUCGGCGCGGAGGAGGGCGAUGCCGUCAAGGCCUACGCUUCCUCCUCGCCCAACCCGACGGCCACCAUCGACUUCCACGGGACGAUGAUCGGCAUCAAGCCGGCGCCUUUGGUGGCGUCCUUCUCCGGCCGGGGGCCGAACGGGCUCUCUCCAGCGGUGCUCAAGCCCGACCUGAUCGCUCCGGGAGUCAACAUCCUGGCGGCAUGGACCGACGCCGUCGGGCCCACGGGGCUGGACAUGGACGACCGGAAGACCGAGUUCAACAUCCUCUCGGGGACCUCCAUGGCGUGCCCCCAUGUCAGCGGCGCGGCGGCGCUGCUCAAGUCGGCGCACCCGACAUGGAGCCCCGCGGCCAUCCGGUCGGCGAUGAUGACGACGGCGAACGUCGAGGACAACCGCCUCCUCCCGGUGAACGACGAGUCCACAGGGAAACCCUCGACACCGCUGGACUUGGGAGCCGGCCACCUCAAUCUGAACCGCGCUAUGGAUCCCGGCCUAGUCUACGAUCUAAAGAAGGAGGACUACGUCAACUUCCUAUGUGCCAUCGGGUACGGCCCCAAGACGAUCCAGGUGAUCACCCACGAGCCGGUAGACUGCCCGGAGAAGAAGCCGGCGCCGGAGAACCUGAACUACCCAUCCUUCUCCGUCCUCUUCGACGGCGCCUCCUCCGGGAACCUGAGCAAGACCUUCAUCCGGACGGUGACGAACGUCGGCCCCCCCGAAUCCGUGUACCGCUCCACAGCUCAGAUCGCUGCCAAGGGAUUGACAGUAAGAGUGAAACCCCGGAAGCUAGUGUUCACGUCGGCGGUCACUGCGCUGAGCUAUGUGUUCACAGUCUCCGCAGACUCGCAGAACCUGACCUUGGGAGAAUCAGGCUCCGCCUUCGGUUUCCUCUCCUGGUCGGACGGCGAGCACGUCGUCCGCAGCCCCAUCGUGGUUUCCCGAAUCCAGGCCUUGUGA